GCUUUCCAAAAUGAUUCCUCAAUUACUCAGUUUACUAAUCCAAAUGAAGAUUGAAAAAAACGUGGCUAGUUGUACUAAUUUGAAAAAUUCUAAGUGAUCAUUAAUUAAUUUACUCGCCUUUUUAUCUUUCUUUUUUUUUUUAAAAAUAAAAAAAUCAUUAUUACGUACUGUAUUACUGUUCUUUUUCUUCACCUUUUCUUUUUCCCCUCCACCUGAGUUUGACUUCGGCCAGUUGGGGAAAGGAAGGGCAAACGAGCUUCUGUCGCGGGGGGGCUGGAUUCCUGAAAUGACGAGACUGCCACUUAACUUUCCGGCGACCAACCUCACCUCCGCCGUCGCCGGGGGUACAGGACUUUCCAAGGAUUGGUGGGACCGGAUCAACGAGUCUGCUGAAUGGCAGGAUGGGAUCUUUUACAGUCUUUGUGCUGCUUAUGCGCUCGUUUCUUCAGUUGCCCUUGUAAUAAUUCCUUUCCUUUUCUUUUUUUAUUUUGAUUUUCUGGAUUUUAGUUUGUGACUUCGAUGAUUAUGAGUUAAUUUUUAGUAAUCUUGAAACCUUGUAUUUGUUUUAGCUCGGAUGUUGCAUUCCAACGCAAACUUUGGGUGUUGGAAUUAUCCCUGCCAUAAAAUAAUUUAUUCUUUCUAGCUUAAUUUAAGCUACAACGGGUCAAUUUUCUCUGGGAUUUUCGUUUUCUGAGUUAAAGAUCACUUUUUUAUGCUUAGCUCAAGUCUUCUGUUCUGGAAAGUGAUUUUACGUGAUUAAUUGUACCUGUAGAAGUUUCCUUGUUAUUGAAGUAUGAUGUGGUAGAAGUGUCUUUCCGUCAAUAGCUUUACUUGUUUCCUUUUAAUGCCUUCCUUGGUGCUUUGAUCAGACAGUUAAGAAUCAAUCAUCUACACUCUCUGGUCCAAGUCAUAUAAGGCACUAAAGUGUGAAAUUUGUGCCGUAUUAUUAAAACUGGAGGGAAUACAUGUUUAGGUUGUUAAUCAAGGUUCAUUAUCGUUUUUUAUGGUAUAGCUAUAUCAAAAUCAUGAAGCAAACCAGUGUGUUACCGAUGUUCAGAUGUGACAGUUAAAUUAUCCGUUAAGUUUAAAUAUCUGUUGAAUAAUUUCUUAAAUUUCUAUGGAUAACUUUGUUAUUUAUCUUAAUUUCCUCCUAUUUGAAUGAUUGACAUUGCUACUAACACAUGUUCUUUUCUUUUUGGAAAAGCCCGAAUGUACAGUUAUUGUUUUACUGAUGGUGAAUGCUGUUUGUUUGUUUCCUUUAUGUAUGUCUUUCUUCUUCUUCUUUUUUUUUUUAUUUUUUUAUUUAGCAAAGUAAGUGAUCCUUGUGACGUUUGGCAAUUCAGGUGAUUACUGGGAUUAGUUAGUUCAGACCCCUUUACUUUUAUUGUUGUUUUUUUUGACUUUUCAAUGUACAUUCGCAGAUUCAACUAAUAAGGAUAGAACUUAGAGUUCCAGAAUAUGGUUGGACCACACAAAAGGUCUUCCAUCUCAUGAACUUUAUUGUAAAUGGAGUACGGGCUGUUGUAUUUGGAUUCCAUACACACAUUUUUCUUUUGCAUCCCAAGGUGCUGACUUUCACAUUGUUGGAUCUUCCCGGGUUACUCUUUUUCUCAACUUAUACCCUUCUCGUGCUAUUUUGGGCUGAGAUAUAUCACCAAGCUAGAAGUCUGCCAACUGAUAAACUCCGAAUAUAUUAUAUAGCAAUCAACUGUGCCAUAUAUUUCUUCCAGGUUUGCAUCUGGGUUGACCUGUGGGUUCAUGAUAAUAGUGUUUUUGAGUUCAUUGGGAAGAUAUUUAUUGCUGUGGUAUCAUUUAUUGCAGCCUUAGGUUUCCUAUUCUAUGGAGGAAGGUUAUUUUUCAUGCUAAGACGGUUUCCUAUUGAAUCGAAAGGGAGGCGAAAGAAGCUACAUGAGGUUGGAUCUGUAACAGCGAUAUGUUUCAGUUGUUUCCUUAUUAGGUGCUUUGUGGUUGUGCUAUCGGCUUUUGAUGCGGAUGCUUCGCUGGACGUGCUUGAUCAUCCUCUUUUAAACCUGAUAUACUACAUGCUGGUUGAGAUUCUUCCUUCAGCUCUUGUGCUCUACAUUCUUCGCAAGCUACCACCUAAAAGAGUAUCAGCACAAUAUCACCCUAUCCGUUAGCCAAUUUGACUUUACAUGGCUGAUGAUCUUCCUCAUAUCACCUUGCUGUGGCUGGAAAGUAGGCUAAGUAAGCUAUAUAAGAGCUGAAGGAGCGUAGCUGAGCGGGAAAAAGAAUUGUGGCAAGUUAGCAGCGUGCAAUGCCAAACUGAUUUCAACCAAUUCUUUUUUUGCAUGAUUGGAGUUGGAGGAGUAUUGUGAAAAAUGACCACUUGUUUGUUAUUUGGAGUUAUUAAUUUGUUCUUUUGAUUUGAGUUAAAAAAAAUAGGUAAAUCGUAGCAUGUAAUUUAUUUUUCGUUUCAUAUUUUUUUGUGGUUUCCACGUGAGAAUGAUCUGCUGUUGUUUCUCUAUAUUGGUGUAACAACCCAAGAUUUAUAUGAGGAUAAUUUAAGUGAGCUUGUGUUUUCA
Molecule: messenger RNA, 2543 nt
Organism: Oldenlandia corymbosa var. corymbosa
Lineage: Eukaryota; Viridiplantae; Streptophyta; Magnoliopsida; Gentianales; Rubiaceae
Source: the annotation of a GenBank genome assembly